AUGUUGAGGAGUGAGGAUGUGUCUGUGCGGGUGGCAGAGGUUCUGCUGCUGACCCGGCCGUGUCGUCCGGCUGAGGAGCAGAGGGAGAAUCCAGGAGAUCGUUACUGUGAUGAACUCUUAAAGAUGUCUUCACAAGUCAAGUCCGAGAACACGCUCAACGGCACGCUGGAGUGCCACGCCUACCUCUGCUCCAAGAGGAAAGUGGUGAGUGAUCUACAGGCAGUUAGAAAAGCAUCUGCCUUUGCUUUCACAGUUCUGGUCGCUCAGACUUUGACCUCCUUCAGUAAAGAAAUCAUGUCCUACAUCCUUAAGAGGAUCCUGCAGCUGGAUGUCACUGGUGCUGAUGAGCCCCCCCCCUCUCGGUUACAAAGCCUGUUUUUUCCCGCCCCUUCUCUCCAGGCUCAGGCGGUGGCUUUGACAGUAGCGCAGGCCUUCACUGUAGCCUUCGAGCUCUGGCAAGCGGGCGGAGAAGGGAUCUUGACCUGCUCAUGCGGGGCCCUGGUGCUCCGUGCUGUUUGUUUUCUAGAGAAAGGUCAGCGAGGGCAGUGUGGUUCUGCUGGAGAUGCGGGCAGCAGCUCCCACUCAGAGAGGUCCAACAGCUUCGGGAGCCUCAAAGAGAUAGAUGCGGUCACAGAGAGCCUUCUGGACCUGGAGGAGCGUGGGAGCGGAGGCCAGCACCAGCUGGAUGACCACUGGCUGCCCCAGACCAACAACAGUCCUGCCAGGGUAGCUCUUCCUCCCUCUCUGCUGGCCUUGGCUCACUACACCGGAGGCUUUUUGGUUCAGUUUCAUUCAUCAGAGGAAAUGGAGGACAGUUUGGAUGAGGCCUUUUCCAGACUGGCAGUGUCACGUACUGACCCCCAGGUCCUGGACGCUGGGCUGAUGCCCCUGGACUGGCUCAGGGAGCCCGACUGGGGGCGCAGCAGCGGGGACGGGCCCGGCAGCUUCGGCUGCUACCACCGUGACCUCUGA
Messenger RNA from Menidia menidia (Atlantic silverside), 972 nucleotides. Lineage: Eukaryota; Metazoa; Chordata; Actinopteri; Atheriniformes; Atherinopsidae. The record is from the annotation of a GenBank genome assembly.